AUGCGCAGCACGUCCAACGACCUCGGAGACCGUGGCCCCGCUCACCGCCCCAAAAGAACGCAUGCGCCUCAUCGGCCCUACUCCCGUGAUGCACUUUGCGCUUGCGCAGUGCCCCUCGCUGGCCCUGUCACUCAAGUCACUGGCGGGAACGGGACGUUCGGGAGCAAUCAGGUUAAUCGCUGCAGUGUCCUUUGCCAGCCAGGUGCCUGGGCCAUGAAUGGGGCUGUCAUCCCAGGCACGCCCAUUGCAGUGGAUUUUUGGAGCAUCAGGAAAGCCAGCCAUGCUCGCUUGUUCUUUCUCUCCCACAUGCACUCUGAUCACACAGUGGGGUUAUCCAGCACCUGGCACCGGCCUGUCUACUGCUCUCCCAUCACGGGGCGAAUCCUGCACCACAGGCUGAAGGUGGCAGAGCGCUGGAUCUGGCCCCUGGAAGUAGGGCAGAGCCACCUGGUGGCCCUUGAUGCGGUUGGUAAAAGGACCAUGACGGUGACCCUGAUAGAUGCCAACCACUGCCCUGGUUCAGUCAUGUUCCUCUUUGAGGGCCCCUUUGGUGUCAUCCUCUACACAGGUGAUUUUCGUUACACUCCCACCAUGCUGCAGGAGCCGGUGCUAAGGAACCAGAAACGAAUUGAUGUUCUCUACUUGGACAACACAAACUGCGACCCCCUGGGCGACUUGCCCUCCCGCCAGCAGGCCACCCAACAGAUCAAAGAGCUGAUCAGGGCCCACCCAAAUCACCAGGUCAAGAUUGGGGUCUACAGCCUGGGCAAAGAGUCGCUCUUGGCAGACUUGGCCUUAGAGUUUCACACCUGGAUCGUGGUGAGUCCCAAGAGACUGGAGCAGAUGAAAGUGCUGGGCCUGGUGGACGUGUUCACUGCCGAGGAGGGGGCUGGCUGGAUCCACGGUGUGGACAUCUCUGAAAUCUGCUGGGAAGCCAUGAUCAGCUGGAACCAGCAGUGCCCCACCAUUGCCAUUCUCCCCACCAGCCGCCCGGUGAAGGUCCCCCACCCCAGCGUUCACCUCGUGCCCUAUUCAGACCACUCCUCCUUUCCAGAGCUGCUGGAGUUUGUACAGUGGCUGAAGCCCUGCUCCAUAGUUCCAAUUGUUAAGAGAAACAUGUGCCUGCCAUACCUGGAGAAAUACCUGAGCUCCGUCCACAAGGCAUCACCUGAUCCCGGGAUUCCAGAGUCUGGGCAGAAGUUCAUGCAGCUGAGAGAGAGCAGGGAGCAGCAAAGAGCCAUGGAGCCCCAGCAGGCUGUGCCUAGGAAAGACUCCUUUGCAUCCCCAGAGAAAGGUACGAAGUGGCUGGAGCAUUUUGGGGAUGUGACGAUUGGCAAACAGAGCUCCUCGGAGCAGCCUAGGAACCCCGACACCUGUUUGCAAGGCGGCUCUGGGUGUUGCAGUGGGGAGAGGGAGGGAAUCCAAGUGGAGUUAUGCCAGCUGCAUGGUGCCCAGAGGCUGCAUUUUUCAGCACAGCCCAAUACACAGACACGUGCCACAACGCAGCCACAGCUGCCCAAGGACACCAGUGCCUGGAGGUCCCAACGCAGCACAGAGGUCACAGCAUGGCCACACACGAGUUCUUUAUCCUGGCAAACAGGGAAGAAACACACCUCCCAUGCCAGCCCAUGCCAGCCUCCCCUGGGGGACUGGGCCCCCUUAACGCUGGCCUCCGUGCAGAAGAAGGCAGCUCUCCCCUCAUACAAACAGAGUUUAACCUGCCUUCAGACUGAGGAAUUUCUUCCCCCAGGAGCAGCUGGUGACAGUGGCAGCCUGACCAGUUGGCCCCCUCUGGCCAGCAGUCAUGUUGCCCGGGGGCUUGCGGAGGAGUAUUUGCUUGCUCCAUUAAACACCCUAAAGCAAUACUCUGCGGAGAGCUUUGACCAGCAGAUUGAAAACUAUUUCAGGAGAGGGGAGGGGCCCUAACAGCCAGCUCAUGUGCAGCUAGCACAAAGGUCCUGUUCUCACGUGUUGUGUCAAUGUGUGCCGUCCGCCAGGGCCUGCUCUGAGCCAACCAACAGGAGAUGGUGCAGCUUGGGCUUUACGCUGAAAGCUUGAGAGGAGAAUGGCAGAGUUUGCAGCAGCUCCUAGAUUCUCUUUUUAUUGGUUUCUUGAACGUUCUAAAAUUGCAAGUUUGUUGUGUCAUUACUGGCCACAGUAUGAGGAUGACUCCCAAGUACUAUCUGUGACUCUGCCCAUGUCCUGGGGCGUCACCCUGGCACUCGUGCAAACGCAGAUCCCAGGAGGACACUGUGUUCGCUGCACCUUAAUGCAAAGGGAAUUGGAAUGGUUCCCGGGAGGUGAGCCGCAGCCGGCAUGAGCUCCCAGGCCUGACUUUUUGCAUUCAUGUUCCUAUGAGAUGAGAGAACCAUUUUCCUGCUUGACAGCAAAACAGGAAGGAAGAUUGAGAGCCUUAUCUUCUCCCCCCUGCUGUUUGCAUUCCUAGCUGCUGACACAGAUUGGUGUGUGCUCAGCUAUCCUAGAGGUCUGGGAGCUUGUUUAAAAGAGACAAUGAAGUGAAGAGCUUUCAGGCCUCACUGAAUCGCUCUCAGGCUAUAUUUAGAGAUACUAGCAUCACAGGCUUGUGGGAGGUGCUCCCGGGCGACACAGCGUCCCACUCUGAUUGGGCCAGCUUGUGGUGGGAGCUGUAAAUGCUCUCUUGUGUUACAAACUGGGACAGGAGGAAUUCUGUGAAUUCCAAGGACUUGGGUCUCUGGUGCCCUUUGUUGUAUUGUUUGGAGUCUCUACGUUCAUUUGUGAACUGUUGCUUCUUCUCCAUCUGACUGAAAAAACCCCUCCAGCCCUUGACCCUUGUGCCCAUAUCAGAGAGUCUGCACCUGGUCAGACCAGAAUGACAGCCCCUGGCAGUGUGCAAACUCCAGGCACCUUCGCUGGGUUAAAAGUCACGAAGUCUGUGGCUCUUUCAGUGCUGCCAGUGUUAGCCAUGCCGCCAGCCGAGAUGAGAACAUGCUCACUCUCUUGCUGGGUUAAGCUAGAUUCUGAAGGAAGCGAUUGCUGCCUUUUGGUUCUGCUGAGCUGGACAUAACCAGCCUUGCUCUCCUUGGCGUGGGAUUUAGGGACAGCUUAGCUCAGCUGACAUUAAGGUGACCCUCUAGGGCAUUUCCUUUACUUGUACCUACUUGGGCAGGUGGCGCCUUUGUAGUUUUCCUAGACAAGUGUUUGGCCUGCUGCUUUGUGCCUGUGCCGGCAGCAGGCGGGGUACAGGGGAGAUGGCAGCCUUCAGGGGCUUAGUGAGCGACUCCUAGCCCGGAAGCGUUGAGGUCCGUGACAGGCUAUCCCCUGGCGAAAGGGCUUUGCUGUCACCCCCACAUUGACCCCCAGUACGAGUGAAGUGAGGGCUCUCAGCGGAAUGGUUGUCCGCCAAGAAAAUACCCUGCUGGGGCACUGAUAAGCAAAGGCCAAUUUCUGACACACCCGCUGGACGCCAGGGAAAGGUGUGUCCUUCAGAGUCACUGUGAGCCCUCCCAGGGCCUCCUCUAAUUUUGUUGUCUGGUUGCUCCUUGCUGUACAGAAGGAGGCUGCAGCACCGACCUUCCCCCCCGGUGCCUGAGGAGCAUCUGGUGAAUCGCUGUGUCUGGGGUAAGCUCUGAAAGUGUGUGGAGAAAAGUGUUAUUUAUACAAAAUUCAAAUAAAGCAAGCUGAAAAAAUCUGGCUGCUGUCGUAGCACUGGUAUAAUCGGCCUGUCCCGUUCUGGCCUUCCGGUUGUUCUUGGGAAGGCACACAGCUGCAGGCAGCCGGAGUGUACUGCUGGAUAAUCUCCAGUUGUUCAGUUAACCAUGCCCCAUGAUCCUCGUGCCAGCGGAGCGUCAGUGUGGUGUUUCCAGGUGUGCGUGCUGCAAAGCCCUGGCUACAUGGUGCCGUGUUCUCUCGGACGGGUCUUGACAGGAGCAUUAAAAACCAAGUAAGGUUUCCGACUAGCACUGUGUCUGCUGGGGAGCUCAGGUGUCCAAGGAGGGACCUCGCCAGGAUGGGUCUGAUCCCUCCCCGCCAGCCACCCGUAGGGCUGCCACUCAGAGUCUGUGCUGGAGUCACUGGAGCCUGCUCCUGGAGACCGAGACCUGCAUCAGCCUGUGAUGUCUGCGAGCUGGUUUACAAGCACCGAACUCAGCCCAGACCAAGGCUGCCCAGCAAUAUCCUUGGGGCCUUGAGGGCUGCUCCUAACCUGCACUACAUGAGGCAGAUUGUAGCCCCAUGCAGGGUAUGGUCCCACCAUGUGGUACUGACAGGCCCUUCCCAUCGCAGCUGGCUCCCCAUCUCUCUGGGCUGCAGGCCAUGCUAAGGUGGGAGGGGCUUGCUGUGACCAGCCCUGUGACAGGGCAGGGGAACAAACGGUGGCGUAACACUCCCACGUGCCAUCCCGGAGGCACCACUCACCGCAAGUCAGCCACAUAUUUGCAUGGGUUCUGCAGGCCUCCUUGCCGUGGGGUUUGGAUGCGCACCUGGCUAGCGCUGGAUUACAUGUGCUGGACCCCAGGUGCGAGGCAUGCAGUAGUGGCUGAAUUCAGCUUUCAUCUAAAACCAAAACUUGCUCUCAUGAUUCUGGAGAAAAUCUUGAGCCCAGGACCCAUGGAGGCAGUGGGGUGACAUCUGCCCGAGCCUGCAGGGCAGCCUCCUUCAGAGGGAGGCUCAGCAGACACACUAGAGCCAGGACCAGGCAGAUCAGGCCCUUCCUGCUCGGGCAGGACCCCCUGGGUGAGAGGGGGUCAGGCAAAGCACUGAGUUUGGUGGGAUUGGCUGCCCCUUGGUGAGGCUCACGCUCCCAUUCUCCUGUGGCCUUGUGGAUCCACAGGUCAGUUUUGGGUGAUGGCUCCCAUGCAUCAUUCCCUUGGGGCACCAGAAUGGGAGUUUGUGUUGACUGCCCGCCUUUCAGGACAGGCUUCGCUCAGCGGUGGAACAGGUAACAAUGAUGUGUUUCAAUUGUCCGCCAGGCAGCUGCGUUCAUCCUGCCCCUUGAGCCGAGCAGGGUGGGUCACACAGCAGAGCUACUGUCUCAAGCUAACCGAAGGCUCAAGCAGACCUUGCUGCACUAGCUACACCAAGGUACACGACAGGGUUACAAGAUUUUCUUCACAACUAUGAGGGCCACAGAUUUUUUUUCUUUUAAAUGAAAAACGAUGGCACAGCUACACUACAAACUGUUGCAGGCGCAAGUCGUGUCAGCAUAAAGCGGCUGCAGAACGUGUUGCUUGUGUGCAUGCACGCUUAGCUCCUUGUGUCGGUGCUGCGCGUGCUCACCAGGAGUGCUUGUGUCAAUACACAGUGAGUGCACCAUUGGUAGGUGUGUGUCUUUGCACCCAGUGUGCAUCUGGCCAUUAUCCAGUGCCCUGUCUUUUGGGGUUUUGACAGUGCAUGGUAGGGCUGAACUGAGACACGCAUGACUGGGAGCAUGCAACUUUUUCCAUCCCAUAAUGUUGUCUAUAUCCUGGAAACACCAUGCUGACGCUCAGCUGGCACCAAGCUGUGGGUGUCACUGUCCCCAGGCAUGGAGUGGUAGGGGCAGGGAUGCCAUAUGGAAUAUUGGGGGCGGGGGGCGUGUAGAGAGGACUUGCAAUGGAGGAGUCCCAUUUUCCAGGCUCGUGUUCUAACCACCAGACAUGUCCCUGCUUUUCUGAGUAGCUGUGUAGUUCUCUUCUGCCAUAUGCUGUAAAUGACCAAUGUGGUUUGAGCAGUUGCAAGGAUCCUGCCCUCAGGUUUACAGCCCUGGCUGUUAGUCCCUUGCAUUGAUAAAUAAACAACCUACCCCUUGGUGAAUGGCUCAGCCAAGUGCUGUCGCUGUGCUUACUCUUCAGAAAGUUCUUUCCACCACCCAAACCCAGUGAACAUCCUACAGGCUGAGCAUCUGCUCCCAGUGGCUGAACAUAGUGAGAAGCUGCAGUGGAAACUCUGGGUUCUGCUACGGGAACAUAAAAGGUAUUUCCUGCCAUUUCAGUGGACAUGAUUUUAAUUACAUAGGAGCAGAGGAACCUAAAGCCUCUCCCACAGGUCUAAAUGGCAGUAAAAUUUUGCCAUUCUGAAUAAUGGUAGAAGUGAGGGAGAUCACCACCACAAGGCUGCCUGUGUGUGAGGCACAUUCAAGUGCUUCCCAGAGUGCCAGACGGGUGUUUCUGCUUCUGUUGGACCCCAAGACGCUUUUUUCUGUGCGACAGCUGCCGCUUUCUGGGGAGGGCCUCUCAUUGUGCCUCCGUGGAUCACAACUGAGACUACCAAAUUCAGGACAAGCUGCUGGGAAAAAGGGCUAACACACCCCAAAACUGGUGGUUAUUCUUCUAUGAGAUAUACCAAACCAGCAACAAAAUAAACUUCUGUCUCACCACAUUGGCUAACAAGAAGUCAGAAAUACAGCCUCUUUAGGUAUUCCAGUCCUGGAUUCCACACCCAGACACCAGAUUUAAAGAUGGGUCAUUAUUUGAAACCAAUUUCAUCAAACAAAAGGGUUCUGAUCCCAAAGGACCAGCCACAUACCCAGGUCAAUAUAUAACUCAGAUCUUCCCCAAUAAUCAUGCUAUUGCCAAUCCUUUACAAUUUAAAAUCUAAAGGUUUAUUUAUGAAAGGAAAGUGAGAGUUUAAAAUUGGUUAAAGGAAUCAAAUACAUACAACAAUUGCAAAGUUAUUGGAUCAGGCUUGUAGCAGUGAUGGAAUAAACUGUUGGCUUGUUAAGUCUUGGUUGCUUCCAAAUCAUUGGAAAGUCCUCACUAUCUUGGUUAGAAUGCUUCUGUUAGUAUAAAUCCAUAGUCCAGAGGUUUGAGCAGGAAAGAGGCAAAACAGAGGUGCUUCCAGGGCCUUUUAUAGCUUCUGCCAAGUGAAGGGAAUCCCAUUGUUCUCACAGUAGAAACUUACAGGGAACAAGAUGGUAUCUGAAGUCAUAUCGGCAAGUCACAUGUCCAUGCAUGCUUCACUUCACAUGCCAUGGCAGCGCUUUAACGUAGCUUGUAUGGUCGUGGCAGAGCACUCCCAGAGCUCUAAAAAACCCACCUCCAUGAGGGGCAUAGCUCCUAGUGCUGGCGCACUGUCUACACUGCCACUUUACAGUGCUGAAACUUGCAGUGCUCGGGGGUGUUUUUUCACACCCUUGAGCGAGAAAGCUGCAGUGCUGUAAAGUGGCAGUGUAGACAAGCCCUUAGUCAUAGCAGAAGUCAUUACCCAUACUCCAGGUAGAACAUUCACAGGAAAGUACAUUAAAUGUAGGUAGGCAUCUUCCAUUGUAAGUUUAGUGUUCUUUGAUGGGCCAUUUAAUUUGAAUAGUUCCUUCACAAUGUGCUGGCUAAACAGCUGGUUGGUGUUUUCACAGGAGCAAACAUUUAAAAUACAGGUACAUAGUUAAUAUUCAUAACUUCAGAUACAAAAAUGAUAAAUACAUACAAAUGGCUGAAUGUGAUUAUGCUAAUCAUAGUUUUUCUAUUGACACCUUACUUGACCCACUUUGUAUAACAUUUGUUGCAAUUAUAUAACAGCAGUAGCAGCAAUGAUUUACAUGAUCAUAUUUUAAUCAGAUAAAGUCACAGGGCCCCUCCAGGGAGAGCAUGGUUAGAGCCAGGCAAACACAUAUUUUAUGGGCAGAGUUGGAAUAAGCCACCCUGGCACCCUCACUGCCAGCUUCCAAGACACUUUUGAUCCUUUAUCCCAUAAAGUUUCCCAGCUGUGGGGAAAAAAAAGGCCUACAUGCUUUUCCCCUGUAACUUUUCUGUUCCUAACACUGUUUCAGCUCCACCCAGGGGAGAGCAAGUCCAGGCAAUGUGCCACUAUGUCAUCUCAACCUGCUCUGACAAUGUGGUCCUGAAACCCCUGUGGCUGCCUGGACAUGCCCCAGUGAUAGCAACAGCCCUGGUGGGACAUAAUGAGUGUUGGCACAGCCAUGAAGCGAGGGUACUGUAUCAUGUGGUGUGUCCAGCCUGGCCCGUGUCAGGAUGUUCGCUGUGUCUGAAUGUUGGAACUGACAGUUAUGCUAGCUGCCGUGCUGGGGACUGGCUGUGCCCUCCCACGCAGUGAGCCAUGCCCAGGAACAAAAUGUGAAAUAUAGCCUUUUCUACAAACAUGCAGUAACCCAGAAAAUCAGUCAUUCAGGGAUGAGCUGUGAUCAGCUUGCCGGUCAUGCCAAGGAAUGAACUGGCCACAUGUGUGUUAGGCUAACAGGACUUUGGUUCUAAGAACAGAUGUAAAAUAGUACAUCCUAUAAGUUCUGCAGCAGCCAUGGAUCCUUUAAGAUAAACUCAUCCCUCGCUGCCCUUCCCAUCUGGGUCCUGAGCCAUUUCCUGAAGAGAUUUUAAAUGUGGCUCAGAACUUCAUCAGGCCAAAAUGGGUUAGCCAGUCAGUGAGAACAUGUCUAGAGGGUGUUAGAACCAUGCUAUGGAAUGUUUGGUGUUGCUUAUAUUUGGCAUGGUUGUGAGACCCCAUAUUCCUGUGUCCACACCCUAUAUUCUAUUGUCAUAAUCUUUAUAUGAAGAUUUGUAUCGUUUGUAAACUUAAAAUUUGCUGGUCAUUAUUGACCUGAUAAAUUGUGUGUGGCAAUACUGUUUGUGAAGUUAUAAGAUUCCACUGUAUGGUGUUAACACAUGUUCCAAACAGUGGUUGGCAAACAGGUCUGUCUUAACUUGCACAUAAGCUGUAAACAGACUCAUCAAGCGGGAAGGGCAACAAAAGAAUCUCC
Molecule: messenger RNA, 8665 nt
Organism: Dermochelys coriacea (leatherback sea turtle)
Lineage: Eukaryota; Metazoa; Chordata; Testudines; Dermochelyidae
Gene: DCLRE1B
Product: DNA cross-link repair 1B
Exons: 5
Coding region: 1-1926 (641 amino acids)
Biological process (GO): interstrand cross-link repair; protection from non-homologous end joining at telomere; double-strand break repair via nonhomologous end joining
Molecular function (GO): damaged DNA binding; 5'-3' DNA exonuclease activity
Source: RefSeq, a predicted model, not a curated record